Molecule: messenger RNA, 1557 nt
Organism: Dermacentor albipictus
Lineage: Eukaryota; Metazoa; Arthropoda; Arachnida; Ixodida; Ixodidae
Source: RefSeq, a predicted model, not a curated record
AUGCGGUUAAGCGCGUACGCACGUGGACUGAAAGAGCCUGAAAAGUCGCGCUAUGAAGAAAAGGUGCGCCUGUGCGGCGGUGUUGACCCCCUUGACUUGAACGAAGCAGAAGUGAAGUGCGACGUUAACCUUUUGCCACGUGUGGAUUUCACAGACAUUAAGGAUUACCUCGUCCAUGCAACGAGCUUCAUAACUCGAGAGCAGCUGAAAUCGUACAAGGCUCUGGAAGCUCACAAUUAUCUGACCAGCGGUUGGGUGCAGGAGCCGCGUCUCAAAGCUCUCGCCGACAGCCGAGUGGUCAUCGUUGGCAGGAUGAAGAAGAGAGUAAUGGACGGUGAAACACCAUGUCGCGGGAAACUGCGCCGGGUGAAUGUGCAACCUACCACAGAUGAAAAGUGGUCGGAAUUUUUAUCAGCGUGCCACCAAAGUGGGAGCAGACCAGCACCGUUAUCCCUGGAACCAAAAUAUGCUCAUCACUUCAUCCCUGCUGCGACGAAAUUUCCAAGUGCCAUCCUGACCAACAUGCAGCAAAAUGAUCAACCCACCACAUGGAGUUCCGUAAUGGAGCGAUGCUCCCAGCUGGCUGAAAGUCUCACAGUUGAGCCACAGGUUGCAGAGCUCAUCGAGGAAAGCACAAGGGAGCAGGCAAAAUGCACAAAAUGGUUUGCAUUCAGGACGGGCCGCAUCACUGCAUCUAUUGCAAAGGCAGUAUGCCGAACAUCGUUGAGUGAUCCUGCAAUGUCACUUCUCAGAAAAAUUUGUUAUCCUGAAAGUACACAGUUUUGGUCACCACAGACUGCUUGGGGAAAAGAACAUGAAGCAAAGGCGAGAGAUGCCUACAAGGCUAUGUCACAGGACAUACAUAUGAAUUUUGUCUGCAAGGAUUCUGGUCUUCAAAUCUCCACCGAGCUGCCAUUUCUGGCUGCCUCUCCUGAUGGCAUUAUAAGUUGCACCUGCUGCAAAAAAGGAGUCCUAGAAAUAAAAUGUCCAUUUAACGGCAGAGACGAUCAUGCACGGGUGCUUGCUACACAAGAGAGCUCCUGUAUAACUGUUGUGGAUGGGGCUGUGAAGCUCAAGCAGCACCAUCCCUAUUAUUACCAAAUACAAAUGCAGAUGUUUGUGUGUGACGUGAAGUACUGCGACUUCGUAUUGUGGACUUUGAAAGAUUUUAUUGCAAUCAGAGUGUACAAGGAUGCACAGUUUUGUGCCAACAUGGUGAAGCGCUGUGAAGAAUAUUUCAAGUUGAUCCUUAUGCCUGAACUUUGCUUCAAUUACUGGACCGGCAGGUGCAGUGGCAAUCUGCUAGAAACUCCUGAAGACUGCGAGACCUCGCAAGAGGAAGUGUAUUGCUUGUGCCAAGGACCAGAGUCGGGCAAAAUUGUCAUGUGCGAGAGUGCUGCUUGCAAGUAUGUGUGGUUUCACUUCAAAUGUGUGAACUUGAAAAAAGCACCUAGAGGAAGUUGGUUCUGCUGCGAGUGUAAAGAAAAACACAAAAAAAGAUUAGCAUGUUUCAUGUACAGAACUGUUCUUUAUUUUUCCUCACAAGAGUUGUUUUAA